Messenger RNA from Ananas comosus (pineapple), 384 nucleotides. RefSeq names its product auxin-responsive protein SAUR32-like. The transcript has a single exon. NCBI's taxonomy places the organism in Eukaryota, Viridiplantae, Streptophyta, Magnoliopsida, Poales, Bromeliaceae. The record is from RefSeq and is a predicted model, not a curated record. Bases 1 to 336 code for a protein of 111 amino acids. Gene Ontology annotation, biological process: response to auxin.
AUGUGGGACUUCCGCAUCCACAAGCCGUGGCGGAUGCCGACGCCGAGGGGGUGCGUCGCGGUGAGGGUCGGGGCCGCGGGGGAGAGCCGGCAGCGCUUCGUCGUGCCGGUGGGCCACCUCAGCCACCCGCUGUUCGCCGCGAUGCUGGCCGAGGCCAAGAGGGAGUUCGGCUUCGACCAGAAGGGCGCCAUCGUCAUCCCCUGCCGCAUCGAUCACUUCCGCCGCGUCGAGGAGGUCAUCCACCGCGACAUCGACGACGGUGCCGCAGCGGCCGCCGACUUACAUAACGAGCACCAUCAUCAUCAUCACCAUCAGCAGCAUCAUCAUCAAUCAUAACCAUCAUCACCAUGCUAGGUGUUUUCGUGCAUGAAGCACGUACGUACG